CCCUCCGUUGUAAUUAGGACACACGAAAACCACAAGAAAAAACAUAACAUGGCUAGUGCUAAAUCUUUGAGUCCUUGUCUCCUUUUGAUCUCUUUUCUCCUGCUCGCUGCUUCUUUUUCUGCCAUCGAAGCUCAAAAACGACCUCCUAUCAAGAAUGGCCUCUCAUGGUCCUUCUACAAGAAGAGCUGCCCUAAAGUUGAAUCCAUUAUCCAAAAAGAGCUCAAGAAAAUCUUCAAGAAAGAUGUUGGUCAAGCUGCUGGCUUGCUUCGUCUCCACUUCCACGACUGCUUCGUGCUGGGAUGCGACUCGUCGGUGUUGCUGGAUGGAUCAGCAGGUGGACCCAGUGAGAAGUCUGAGCUUCCUAACUUGAGUUUACGUAAACAAGCUUUUAAAAUCGUCAAUGAUCUUAGUUCCCUUCUUCAAAAGGAGUGUGGCCCCGUCGUCUCUUGCUCCGACAUCGUCGCCCUCGCCGCCCGCGACUCCGUCGUCCUGACAGGCGGGCCAGACUAUGACAUUCCACUGGGAAGAAGAGACGGAACUAAAUUUGCAGAAGUGAACGCAACUUUCGAACACUUAGUAGGACCACAAGCCAGAGUUGAUGAAAUCCUCAGGAAGCUUGACAGAAAAGGCCUUGAUGCUACUGAUGCAGUUUCCCUUUCCGGCGGCCACACUAUCGGAAUCGGACACUGCACUUCUUUCACCGAGCGUCUCUAUCCAGUUAGAGAUGCUACAAUGGACCAGACUUUUCAUAAAAAUCUCAUGCUAACUUGCCCUAAACUAGACACCCACAACACUACCAAUCUAGACCUGAGGUCUCCAAACAAAUUUGACAACAAAUAUUUUGUCGAUCUCAUGAACCGUCAAGGUCUGUUUACUUCCGACCAAGAUUUGUACACCGACAAGAGGACAAGGGGCAUUGUUACUAGCUUUGCUGUGAAUGAAACUCUGUUCUUUGAGAAGUUUGUGGUGGGUAUGCUAAAGAUGGGGCAAUUAGAGGUGUUGACCGGUAACCAAGGGGAAAUUCGUGUUAAUUGCUCCGCGAUGAACCCGAGGAAGAAAUAUAUCGUGUCUGUUGCUGAAGAGGAUUCGGAUUUGGAUUCGGGUAUGGGUUCGUUAUCUGAGAUGAGAUGAAUCGUAAUGGCUAGAUAGGAAGAUGGUAUAUGGGGGUCGGGUUUGUGGAUGUUUGAUGUUGUGAAUGUUGCUUCUUCUCAAUAAAUUGGUUGGCCUUGUCGGGUCAGCUGUAAUAAAUUUUGUUGUGAUA
This is a messenger RNA of Mercurialis annua (annual mercury), 1261 nucleotides long. Its product is annotated as peroxidase 12. Gene Ontology annotation, biological process: hydrogen peroxide catabolic process; response to oxidative stress. The transcript has 3 exons. The coding region runs from base 49 to 1131 and encodes 360 amino acids. Gene Ontology annotation, molecular function: peroxidase activity; heme binding. NCBI's taxonomy places the organism in Eukaryota, Viridiplantae, Streptophyta, Magnoliopsida, Malpighiales, Euphorbiaceae. The record is from RefSeq and is a predicted model, not a curated record.